Molecule: messenger RNA, 1145 nt
Organism: Psammomys obesus (fat sand rat)
Lineage: Eukaryota; Metazoa; Chordata; Mammalia; Rodentia; Muridae
Gene: CUNH2orf80
Product: chromosome unknown C2orf80 homolog
Exons: 9
Coding region: 148-708 (186 amino acids)
Source: RefSeq, a predicted model, not a curated record
GUCUGUCUGCAGGUACUGGACGGAACGGAAGUGCUGCCAUCAGUCUCCAGCUGUUUCUAGGCUUGCAGAAAUUGCUCUUCCGAAGGGCUAUCAAGGAUUAGCAAGGAUACCAAGCUGCAGACACCUGCUCAGCCACAGCCUUCCGUCAUGGAGAGGAGGCUCGUAAAGCAGGAGGUGAAAAGGCUGCUGGCAGAGUAUAUUGGAAUCAGACUUCGAGAAAAUGAAUUUGAUCCAAAAGGAAGAGGUCAACUCACCUUUCUAGAUGAUAUGGCCCACUAUGACUUGGCCAUCAGUGUCGCCUGUCAGUGGCUGGAUCACUCAGAAGACUUAAGUUGGCUCCAGUGGGAGAAGGUGAGAGCGCCUCCUCGUGGCAGACCCAUGUAUCCCAACCGAAGAGAACGAGAAGCAAUGAUCCUAUCGUCCUACGCUGGAGUCUUAAUGAACAGUAUCCCAAUUGAGGAAGUCCUUAAACUUUACGGGGCCAGUCCUACUGCCAGUCCUAAUUCAACCAAGGUCUCCCAGGCCCUGCUGCCCCGCCGCUCCCUGCACCCCUUUGCCAUGCUGACAGCACCCAAGGCAGCAGAGUGCAACCGCAGACAGAGUGUCAAGCUGAAGAGAGGAGCGAUGACGAAGAGAGCUAUGGCACAGAAUGGAAACCCAGGCCUGGAAAGGCGUUCCUACACACAGCCCAAGAACAAGGUCACUUAGAGAUGUGGACUCUCGCACCAGGAAUGCAUAACCAGAGCUUCUGGGAGCAGACAGGAAGCAUUGCCUUAACACUGCUGUGGUCACCAGCGCACUAUCUGCAGUUAGCUAUUGAUGCAAACAGCACUGAUUAUCACAUUCGCCAUCGAGCUUUCUUCUUUUAGAAGCAUAUUGCAUACACUAUAUUUUGGCAAAAGGUGUAUAUCCUAUGCUACUCCAUUGUAUGCCUGAAAACUGCUGGAAUAUCCUGAGAGGGUUCACUAUUUCUGGGUAAGAUCAGACAGCCUGAUUUUGAUACAUGUUUUGGCAAAUUUGUAGCAUUAAGUAUUGCAUAGAAUGCUGGAGAAGGAGGCAGUUUUCCGAAGUUUUAACCCCAAAUAAAAUUAAUUUCUCAUUAGCAUACUAAAUGUAAAUUCAUCCCAUUUCAAUAAAGUUUGAAA